AUGGGACUCGCCGGCGCUGCGAUAGAUACCAAGGUUGCCAGCUUUGCGCACAUCCAAAAUGGCGCCAACAAGUAUUGGUGGCUUGAUCCGGGUCUCAGAUGGAAUGUCAUUCAUUGUAUAGGACUCUGUGGCACCCUAUUUUUCAACGGAUAUGAUGGCAGUCUCUUGAACGGCUUGCAGAGUAUCGAUGCUUGGCAGGAAUACUUCAACCACCCAUCGAGCAAUACUCUUGGCUUGAUGACUUCGGCUGCCUACUUCCCCGGCUUGGUAUCGAGCUUCCUGGCAGACUUUGCUGCUCAACGCUACGGUAAACGGCUUGUUGUCUGGAUCUGUUCCGCUUUCGCCAUUGCCGGUGCUCUGCUCAUCUCACUUUCGACACAUUCGUCCAUGUUCAUCGGAGGCCGAGCUCUUCUCGGCUUCGGUGUUCAGGGCUCUCUGGUGGUGGCCGCACCCCUGCUUCAAGAGAUUGCACAUCCACGUUACCGGGCGAAGAUGGGGGCUUUCUACAUGGCCGCAUGGUACAUUGCCUCCCUACUUUCUGCUAUCAUCUGCCGCGGCUGUCUCAAUCUUUCUGGAAAUAAAGCUUGGCGCAUUCCUUGCUUCUUUAUGAUCGUGGGUCCUGCAUUCACAAUCCUGGCCACUUUGAACAUGAUGGAAUCUCCGAGGUGGCUCGUGAAAAGGGAUGAGGUUGACAAGGCCCGAACCGUGCUCGCCAGGUACCACGCCAAUGGCAAUGUGGAUGAUCCGCUGGUCCUGUACGAAAUGCGCGAAAUCCAAGAAGCCCUUCGAGAGGAAGUAAUCCAUGCGCAGAUCAGCUACUUGGAUUUCCUCCGGACCAAGGCCAACCGUCACCGAAUCUUGAUUGUCAUCGUCACGGCAAUUGGAACCGCUUGGGCUGGAAACAGCAUCAUUUCCUUCUAUCUGAGCCCGAUUCUGGACAGUCUCGGCAUCAAGGAAACGGCACAACAGUUGGACAUUCUCAUUGGCAUGAACGCCUGGAACUUUGUUGUCAGCGUGUUGGCUUCGCUGGCUGUCGACAGGGCUGGCCGCCGACCCUUGUGGCUGAGUUCGACCGCUGGCUGCUUUGUGUGUAUGGUUAUUGUCAUGGGUCUCUCCGCAGGAUACGCAGAGUUUGGGUUGUUGAGUGCCGGAACCGCGACGAUUCCAUUCCUCUUCAUCUUCUUCGGCUUCUACGACCUGGCGUGGACCGUGUUGUCCUACUCUUAUCCUGUCGAGAUUCUUACGUUCUCCAUGAGGACAAAGGGUCAAGCUAUCUUUGUCUGGACUCAGACUGCUGCGUUGGCUAUCACCACCUGGGCCAACCCUGUCGCACUGACUUCUCUGCAUUGGAAAUACUACUCCGUUUUCAUUGCCAUCUUGUUCGUCAUCUUCGUCAUCAUCUAUUUCUUCUAUCCAGAGACGAGGAACUUGACCAUCGAAGAAAUCGCCGUUGUGUUCGACGGCGACGAGGCCUUGAAGAUCAUCGAUGUGACCCGAGAGGGGAAGGAAACAGAGCUUCAAAUGCAAAUCAGUCAUAUCGAGUGAGGAGAUGCCGGGUUGUUUCGGGGCGCCAGGUGAGGAAUAAAGUUGUGUAUAGAAAAAGACGAGGGCACCGAGGUCCGCGUCAUGUUUCUGUGUCUCCCUGUGCUUGCCAGUUCUUGUUUCUACCGUCAACGAAAGACAUUGGACCGGGAAUGAGAUGACGAAGGACCUCU
Molecule: messenger RNA, 1715 nt
Organism: Cladophialophora immunda
Lineage: Eukaryota; Fungi; Ascomycota; Eurotiomycetes; Chaetothyriales; Herpotrichiellaceae
Exons: 9
Coding region: 1-1545 (514 amino acids)
Biological process (GO): transmembrane transport; carbohydrate transport
Cellular component (GO): membrane
Molecular function (GO): carbohydrate:proton symporter activity
Source: RefSeq, a predicted model, not a curated record